AUGUCUGUUGUCCUCGUUACAGGGUCAUAUGACCACGACAUCCGAUUCUGGGAAGCAUGGAGUGGUAUAUGUUCCAGGACUAUUACGCGGAAAGACGAGCAAGGACAAGUGAAUCGCCUGGCGAUAUCCCCGGAUAAACGCUUGUUGGCCGCCGCGGUUCAUAAGAAGGUUAAUGUCUACGAAGUCGCCAGCACCUCUUCCGGGCCUCUCAUUUCGUUCGAGGGGCAUAACGGCAACAUCACCUCCGUUUCUUUCCACAGCGAGGGCAAGUGGUUGGUGACAGGAAGCGAAGAUGGCACGAUCAAGAUCUGGGACCUCCGAAGCACCCAUUUGCACCGCAAUUAUGACAAUGAGGCACCCGUGAAUGAUGUGGUGGUGCAUCCAAACCAAGGCGAACUUAUCUCGUGCGACCAAGCCGGAAGAAUCAAGCAGUGGGACCUAUCAGAGAACAUAUGCACACAUGAAUUGACCCCCGCAGGCGAUAUUCCCAUGCGCUCUAUCAGCCUGGCAUCUGAUGGGUCCUGCCUGGUAGCUGGCAACUACAAGGGCAAGUGCUAUGUUUGGAAGAUCAACGACGAACGGUCGGACCUGCCUAGAUUCCAGGCCGUCACUAAAUUCCAAGCGCAUAGCAAAUACCUCACCAGGUGUCUGCUGAGCCCGGAUGUAAAGUACUUGGCGACAUGUUCCGCAGACACGACGGUGAAGAUAUGGUCAUUGACAUCAAAUUAUGAGUUCAAGCUCGAAAAGGUGUUGCAAGGGCACCAGCGGUGGGUCUGGGAUUGUGCUUUUAGCGCCGAUUCUGCCUACCUUGUCACAGCGUCUUCUGACCAUACAGCGCGGUUAUGGGAAAUGGCAUCAGGAGAGACCGUAAGGCAGUACAGCGGACACCACAAGGCGGCUGUCUGCUGUGCAUUGCACGAUGGGGCCGGCUAG
Molecule: messenger RNA, 933 nt
Organism: Postia placenta MAD-698-R-SB12
Lineage: Eukaryota; Fungi; Basidiomycota; Agaricomycetes; Polyporales; Adustoporiaceae
Exons: 11
Coding region: 1-933 (310 amino acids)
Biological process (GO): TOR signaling; regulation of actin cytoskeleton organization
Cellular component (GO): TORC1 complex; TORC2 complex
Molecular function (GO): protein binding
Source: RefSeq, a predicted model, not a curated record